AGCCGCGCGGGGCCGGGCGUGCGCGCGCGACGCCGACGGCCUCACUCUACAGGACGUGGCUCGCGCCCAGGCCGAGGCGGUCGCUCCCGAGGGUGUCGAGGGCGUGGCGGCUAGGCUCUGGGCAGCGGGCACCUAGCAGACUGUACCCCGGCGGCCGCCCGCGGCGUCUCCCCAAGCGCGGCCCCUCGCGGCGCCCCGUCUCCCGCGUAGCCCGUCCGGCCGUCCCGGCCUCUCCUUGCCUGCCUGCCUGCGGCGGCCACGCGAGCAGUAGAUGCCUGGUAGACAUCUUAGAACUUUAAGAACGGAAAAGACCUGCUUUUAGGGGAUAAUGCUGAGGGACACUAUGAAAUCUUGGAAUGAUAGCCAGUCAGAUCUCUGUAGCAGUGACCAAGAAGAAGAAGAAGAGAUGAUUUUUGGUGAAAAUGAAGAUGAUUUGGAAGAAAUGAUGGAUUUAAGUGAUCUGCCUACCUCACUUUUUGCUUGCAGUGUCCAUGAAGCUGUGUUUGAGGUGCCAGAGCAGAAGGAGAGAUUUGAAGCACUUUUCACCAUCUAUGAUGACCAAGUUACGUUUCAGCUGUUUAAAAGCUUUAGAAGAGUCCGAAUAAAUUUCAGCAAACCUGAAGCAGCAGCACGGGCUCGAAUAGAACUCCACGAGACCGACUUCAACGGGAAGAAGCUGAAGCUGUAUUUCGCACAGGUACAGAUGUCCAGCGAAACACAGGACAAAUCGUAUUUACUGCCCCCGCAGCCGGUCAAACAGUUCCUCAUCUCCCCUCCUGCAUCGCCUCCAGUGGGGUGGAAGCAGGGGGAAGACGCGAUGCCUGUUAUAAAUUAUGAUUUACUCUGUGCUGUUUCCAAAUUGGGACCAGGAGAGAAAUACGAACUUCACGCGGGAACCGAGUCAACACCGAGCGUGGUGGUUCAUGUCUGUGAAAGUGAAACUGAAGAGGAAGAGGAAACAAAAAAUCCCAAACAGAAAAUCACCCAGACAAGGCGCCCUGAACCCCUGACUGCAGCACCGAGCAAGCCCCGGGCCUUCGACUGCACACUGUGAGGCUUUGGUUGUGGGGCGAGGCUGCUGCCACCUGGGCUGGGGUGGCGGGGACAUGCCUGCCCGUGACCGUGACCGCUGCUCAGCCGAGGCGAGGACAGGAGGGAACAGAGCGCCUGCCCUGGGGACAGGGGAGUACAGAGUAGCAGCCGGGUUUACCUGUUCAAAAUUUUAACUGAUGCUCUGAGCAGCACGUUAAAUGAAAGGAUUAGCCCCCAACGUGUGGCAACUCUUGACCAUUUUUAACAAUAGCAAAUUAGGAGAAUGGCUCCCUCCAGCAACGUUGAUUUCCCUGCUUCCGUGUAGCAUGGGGUACCCCAAAAUGAAAACUCUAGUCACUGAGUGCAGUACCAUUUUUAAGAACUUAAAAAUAGUCUUACAAUUUUAAUAAUGUAGUACGGGGUUUUUUUGUAAUGGUCUAUUGGCUUCCAACUAAUCUAUUGGUCAAAGGUUAAUUGCUCUUCAAUAUACAUGGAAUUUUUUGCACAGAAAGAAACCUGACAUGGAGAAUAAUUCAUAGAAAAUCAUUUUUCUCAAGUGUUUUUUCCUUAACUUUGGGGAAGAAAUGCCCAAUUCCCUUUGACUGUCAGAAUCAAGGGGUCCAAAUCUAUAUGCACAUUGUCCUCAUCCCGAAAGUGAUACACAGACCCCAGUUUCUGAUGUGCCAUCCCUCCUGGACACACAGAGCUGUUGCUUUGGAAGGCAGGACGUGUCCCUUGUGAGCUUGAUGACUGUGACCUCAGGUGGCCACUGCACUCUACCAUUUGUGACCAUGUCCUGGCCUGUAGCUCGGACUGUCUUCAACCACCAGUUGAGUUUUUGUUAUGCAUAUUUGUGUGUCAUCAUUCAUAGGCUUUGAAUUAGAAAAGGUCAUGAUAAGAUUUUCCAUUUUUACAUUGUCCAUUUAAACAUUUUUCAGUUUGAUUUGAAAGGAAAGUCACACACAUUUUUUUUCUGUGAAUUAGGGAAAGAUGGGGCAGAUGGAGAUCGUUUUGUUAAUUGGACUUUGUUUUGGGUGAAAUGUUUUUACCCUGGCUGCCAGUUGACAUUUUCCCCUAAAAUAGAAGUGUUUCCUACUUGUGUUUCAGAGUGUAUCGUUGAACCUGCUAAGGUAGGAGCAGACAUCUUCUUAACUCUUUGUGGUCUAUUUGGACUUUGAGGUCCCUUUUGUAGAAAAGCAUCAAAACUAAGAAUGCUUUGCUUCAGGUCAAGUGGCUCUGCUGAAUCUCUGGUCACUCUGAGGUUUUCUUUGUAUGGCAAGUGUCUGGGGUUCCCUGGUGUGUCUGUGCAGGGACGUGUGAGUUUGGACUAAUAAACCAAUAUGACUGCCACAACAAAGAGAGAAAAAUGCAGAAAUUCAGACUGUGCUGUCUAUGCAUUUUUGGUAAUGUGUUUCUGUGGUCUAGAUGUUCUUAUUAUGGUAGAAUUUAGUUCUAAGGACAUAAACUUUAUUGCAAAAAAUAAAAGUUUUCUAUAUUUUCCUUGCCCUCAAAUACUCUGAGAUGAUCAACUCUUCUAUUUGUAUAUAUCCACCACUGGUAAGCCUCAAUGUAAAUUCAGUUGAAACUUGUGAUUCUGUAAACAGUUUAUUAAACUCAUUAUUUGGCAGUUUAACUGGCAGCCACUUAAUAAAUUUACUUUGCAGUUCUAAAUUCAGCAUUUUGUCACUUUUUCAUCUUAUCUGGGUGUACUAACUUAGCAUUGCAGGACAGACCCUAAGUCAGGAAAUGUAUGUAUUUUCAACAUUUGGGAAUUUUUGAAUUUCCUUUUAGAUAAUAUUUAUUUGCUGUAAUUUUCUAAGUGGUCAAAAGUCAUGAUGUUUUAUUGUUUGGCUUGGCUUUCAUGCUCUACCUUCCAAUUAAAGAAUAUUCUAUCCCUAACUUAAAACUGUCUUUUAAAGUCAAACAAUGCAAAUUACCUGAAUAUUUCUUUUUCUCUUUUCUUUCUUUUUUUCCAGUGUUGAAUAAAUUGAAGAAAAACUUAAAC
This is a messenger RNA of Balaenoptera musculus (blue whale), 3037 nucleotides long. RefSeq names its product RCAN family member 3 (gene RCAN3). Lineage: Eukaryota; Metazoa; Chordata; Mammalia; Artiodactyla; Balaenopteridae. The transcript has 5 exons. Gene Ontology annotation, biological process: calcium-mediated signaling. Gene Ontology annotation, cellular component: nucleus; cytoplasm. The coding region runs from base 329 to 1054 and encodes 241 amino acids. Gene Ontology annotation, molecular function: nucleic acid binding; calcium-dependent protein serine/threonine phosphatase regulator activity. The record is from RefSeq and is a predicted model, not a curated record.